AUGGGUCGUCCUGUGGGCAGCUGUCCAUCAAUCCUAAGUAGUAGCAGUAGUGAUAAUGAUGAUGAUGAUGGUGAUGGUGGUAGUGAUGGUGAUGUAGGUGAUGGUUCUGGUAAUAAUAGUAGUAUUAGUAUUAGUGGUGGUAGUGGUAGUGGUAGUGAUAAUAGUAGUAGUAGUAGUAGUAGUAGUAGUAGUAGUAGUAGUAGUAGUAGUAGUAGUAGUGGUAGUGGUAGUAAUAUUUGGAUGUCAAUCAUCGAUGCCAAUAACUGA
This is a messenger RNA of Acanthocheilonema viteae, 267 nucleotides long. The record is from the annotation of a GenBank genome assembly. Lineage: Eukaryota; Metazoa; Nematoda; Chromadorea; Rhabditida; Onchocercidae.